Molecule: messenger RNA, 2094 nt
Organism: Paralichthys olivaceus (Japanese flounder)
Lineage: Eukaryota; Metazoa; Chordata; Actinopteri; Pleuronectiformes; Paralichthyidae
Gene: ap1s2
Product: adaptor related protein complex 1 subunit sigma 2
Biological process (GO): vesicle-mediated transport; intracellular protein transport
Cellular component (GO): membrane coat; AP-1 adaptor complex; intracellular membrane-bounded organelle
Molecular function (GO): clathrin-cargo adaptor activity
Source: RefSeq, a predicted model, not a curated record
AUCACUGCGCCGCUCUCUUAAACCGUCGCCUCACCAGCAGCAGCAAGAACCAUCAGCUAGCUUCUUUUAGCAUCUUUAGCUAACCCCCGGGCACACAGGCGCAUCUGUCCGCUCUCUGUCUCGGUGAUGUGUGUCGCUUGAUUUCUACGGAAGUUGACGGUGUGAGCGACUGAAGCGAAGCUGCGGUGUGAAGAUGCAGUUCAUGCUGCUGUUCAGUCGGCAGGGAAAGCUGCGCCUACAGAAAUGGUACGUGCCUCUGUCGGACAAAGAGAGGAAGAAGAUCUCCAGGGACCUGGUGCAGACCAUACUGGCCAGGAAACCCAAGAUGUGCAGCUUCUUGGAGUGGAGGGACCUCAAGAUUGUGUACAAGAGAUAUGCAAGCCUGUAUUUCUGCUGUGCAGUCGAGGAUCAGGAUAACGAGCUGAUCACGUUGGAAAUCAUCCACAGAUACGUGGAGCUGCUGGACAAAUACUUUGGCAGUGUGUGUGAGCUGGAUAUCAUCUUCAACUUUGAGAAGGCCUACUUCAUCCUGGAUGAGUUCCUGCUGGGUGGAGAGGCCCAGGAGACGUCCAAGAAGAACGUGUUGAAGGCCAUUGAGCAGGCCGACCUGCUGCAGGAGGAGGCCGAGGCGCCACGGAGCGUUUUAGAGGAGAUUGGGCUGACAUAAAUCACCCCUCUGCUGCCUCGCCGUUCCUUCUACCAAUUCAGAUCUGGCGACCUCCACGACUCCCCCCGUCUUCUCCUGGUCACUGUGUUGGUGUUGUAUGUAUAUAAUCACCAUCGCUGUACUGUACUAUCCUGUAAUGUCCUUUCAAUGUGGUGCCAACUGUGCUUUUGAUGUGUCCUUAUGUACAAGUUCCCUCGCUGUGCUAUUAUCGUACGUCACUCCCGCAACUUCUUCAAAAUGCCACAGAGAACAAUGUAGCAACAACAUGAAAUCUCCAUGAGGAUCAUCCAUCAUCACAGAUUGAAGGGUUGGUUGUGCUGUUUGGCUUCAGGAAUUUUUUAAGGUGCUGUUGAAGCUGUAGUAUGUUCGAGUCACAGAGCAUAGCAUCUGAUUUCAGGAAAGAAUAAAUACUGAGACAUGGAAAUUUGAUUUUUUUUCACAAUUCUCAACUCUUCCAAACAUAUAGAUGAAAUACUUUUCUAUAAAAUAAUAAAUGUUAAAUUUGGUUCCUCUACAAAUUGAGCAAGGAGAUAUGUCGUAUGCCUUUCAGACUUGGGUGCUCACAUCCGCCCUGAGUGAUCCAGUCACUAGUGGUCAGCGCUAAAUACAGGUCUGAAUGCACCCGAAUGUGUCCUCACUGCAUCCUGAGAUCUAAGCACAGACCACAUUCUCAGGUUGUCUGCUUAGCGCUGUACACUCGUGAUCUCUGGGCAGAUAUUAAUACCAGGUCUGAACAGAGCCCAGAAACAACUUCUGGACAACAGCAACAAGUGUUGUGAAAUUAUCUCCUUGGGUUUACUUUUUUAAAAGAUUGGGAAUUAAUUUUUUGGAAGAUCUGUUGCUCAGCUCUGUGGCUCAAAUAUAAAGGUAUAACUAUUAGCUUGGGCUAAUGUUGGAAACACUGACACUGUUACAAUCACUUCUAUGUGGGUAAAUUCAGCCCAGCAGAGAAAUUAAAAAGAAUUACCUACAAUCAGUAUCAGGUUUGUACAAAUUUGUUUGGCGAUUCCUCUCCAGAAAGAAACCAUGACCUUUUAAUGAUGCAUGUUUACUUUAACCAACCAGCUGUUUGUAUUUAGUGUAAAACUGUUAUUUCAUCUUUGCAUUUUUCUGACAAUGACAUUUCUUUCAGAUUGAAGUUUGUAACGGUCUCUUAAGAUAAAUCUUAGGUCGGUCUCUCCCUUAGUCCAAGGUCAGGAUAGCAUAGUGACCAAAUAAAAGAAAUGCUAUUUCAUGUAUUGUGAUGACAGGUUGGCUUACUCUGAAAGAAUUAACAUAUGACCAAAGAACACUGUGUUUUACCUUCUCAAUGGUGUCUAAUGUGGCAGAAAAGGGAUUUACGAUGGGAGGAUGUAUGGGUUAUUUGGCUAUAUGACUAUAUAUACAAACACACACCAGUAUUAUGUUAUUAUUACAGUCCUUUUAAA